AUGAAUUUCCGGCUACUAGCGGCUCUUCUCGCGGCUUCAGAAGGUCUUGGCACUGAAGAUACGCCAUACGAAAAGCGAAUUGUCAAUCGAUGGAAUCUCAUGCGAAAGUGGGUCAAGGCCAAUCUCGUUGGACAUUUGCACGCUGAAAAGACUGCUGAUAAUCAAGAGCCAAAGGCGAUCAAGAAAAUCAACCGAGGAGAAAAAUACAUGCUCGACUACUACAAGCGAAAGCUCAACAAAAUCACCGAUCCAGACAAGUGGUCCAGAUGCUCGGGACAUGAUCAGGCAGAAUCUAGCGUUCCAGACGUCACACAUGAAGUGGGAACCGCAGCAUACGCCAUUGCGAAAAUGAACCAGGUGGUUGAGGACGUCUUCACCGAGGAAUGCAAGUUCAAACCAGCUUUGACAGAAACUCGCCGGGCAAUGUACGAGAAUCUUCUGAAUGUCACCUUCAUGAAGUACGCCAAGCAGUGCAAGAAGAUCAACCCCUUCGAAUGCGACACUGAAUACUGCGUGGCGAAGCAAUACGGAUGGGGCAGCACAAAAUGCACUGUUCGGGAGGAAGAAGUUGCUUUGGUUCAUGACGAUGAGGGAGACACGAGAUUUGGCGAAGAUGGAAAGUAUGAAGAUACUUGGUGGAUGAACUACAACUUAUUACAGUAA
This is a messenger RNA of Oikopleura dioica, 663 nucleotides long. The record is from the annotation of a GenBank genome assembly. Lineage: Eukaryota; Metazoa; Chordata; Appendicularia; Copelata; Oikopleuridae.